AUGGAUCCUCCAGAUCAAGCACAGGCUUCUGAGCUCCGUGAACUGCGGAUGGAGUUGCUGGGCGCUGUUCAACAGCUUUCUGCGCGAUGCUUGUAUCAUGCAUCUAAAUGGGUGGCUGAGGCCUUAAACUCUCUCAACUUACCGCCUGAUUUAGACGACAAUGGGAAACCUGUGUACGCUGCAUCGCCUUUGCCGCCUGGUCCUGCCAUGACUGAUAAGGAGAUUUUGGCCAAGACGUUUUUUGACAGCCAUGAAUAUGAUCGAUGUGCAUACGUGCUGCGAGAUGCCCAAUCACCCACAGGUCUCUUUUUGAAGCUAUACUCGAGAUAUAUUUCUGGAGAAAAGAAGAAGGAAGAAGAACAUGAAGGAAUUUUAAGCCCCAAGGACGGAAACAGUCCCAACCGCCAGAUUGUGACCAUCGUCAAGGAGCUCGACGAAUACUUCCAGACACAUGAGGAAGAUGCUUACUUGUUAUAUUUACAUGGAGUUGCAUUGAUUCACCAGAAAAAUGAAAGGGAGGCGUUACAGCGGCUGGUACGCUCGGUAACGCUGAUGCCAUAUAAUUGGAGUGCAUGGCAAGAAAUUUACACUUGCUUGGAAAGCGUUGGCCGUCUCCACGAACUGAUACCAUCAUUACCUCGUCAUUUGAUGACUCGAAUUUUCACUGUAUAUGCUCACCAAGAGUUCUUCCAGCACGACGAGAUUGACGUUGAGGAAAUAAACGAUAUUUUGGGAUUCAUGCCUGGGUUCCAUUUCCUUAUGACACAAAAGGCAAUGAUUCAUUACCAUGGACUCGAGUACGAAGAAUCAGAACAAGAGUUUGAACAAGUAUUGCGUGCGGAUCCGCACCGUUUGGACGAUAUGGACACAUACUCCAACAUUUUGUACGUGAUGGAGCGGCGCCCUAAACUCGCGUUUUUGGCCCAACUGGCAUCGCUCACUGACAAGUUUCGACCAGAAACGUGCUGCAUUGUGGCCAACUAUUACUCACUAAAAUCUGAGCAUGAGAAGGCAAUUACUUAUUACCAGCGUGCUUUGACUCUUAACCGCAACUGCUUGUCGGCCUGGACACUUAUGGGCCACGAGUUUGUGGAACUUAAGAAUACCCAUGCGGCUAUUGAGAGUUAUCGACAUGCUAUUGAUGUCAACAAGAAGGAUUUCCGAGCCUGGUACGGGUUAGGCCAAGCGUACGAAGUUCUUGACAUGAAUUAUUACUCACUGUAUUAUUAUCAACGUGCUGCUGCAAUCAAACCUAUGGAUGCUCGUAUGUGGCAAGCGUUAGGCAAUUGCUUUGAACGGUUAGGAAAGAAUGCUGAGGCGAUCAUGACUUACCGGCGCGCGUUGAGUUUGUCUGAAUUGCACGACCCCACAAUUCUUCUGCGGCUGGCACUAAUUGAAGAGAAAAAUGGCGACAAGGAGCGCGCGGCGGACUACAUGCGGCAGUGCUUACUAGGUCCAGCAGCAGCAGCUGCGGCGGAGGCCUCUGUGACCCAAAACGAGGAUGCAAAUGGGGAUACCAGGGGCGAAGAGCAUGCCGAGGGUGGCGAAGGAUCUGCUGAGCAACAAUCUCAGGCGCAACAACAACAUCAACAACAACAACAACAACAACAACAACAGCAGCAGCAGCAGCAGCAGCAGCAGCAGGAAUUUGACUAUGAAGGUCUUGCGGUGGACGAGAAGAACGUUGCACGGUUAUGGCUGGCACGGUACGAGAUGAGUCGCGAAAACUGGAGGCUGGCAAAUGAAUAUGCUCGCGGGUUCCAGCAUGGAACCCCAUCAGAACUUGCAGAGGCGCGAUCUAUUGUCAAGGAUACAGAUAGUCGGUUGUUUGGAGCUUCAGCAGAAUCAUCUGCUGGACCUACUGGUAAUGGCAGCGGUGGCACAAGGAGUAGUGGGGGAAUUGGCAGUGCUAACCAUAGGGGUGCUGGAGGAUACAGUGGAGGCAGUAGCGGAAGUCGGUCGUCAAACCAGCGAGCAUCUGGGGCUGGUUUGUGGGAAUAG
Molecule: messenger RNA, 2001 nt
Organism: Magnusiomyces paraingens
Lineage: Eukaryota; Fungi; Ascomycota; Dipodascomycetes; Dipodascales; Dipodascaceae
Exons: 4
Coding region: 1-2001 (666 amino acids)
Biological process (GO): cell division
Cellular component (GO): anaphase-promoting complex
Molecular function (GO): protein binding
Source: RefSeq, a predicted model, not a curated record